AUGACGGAGUUGAAUGAAGUCAAGGUUGAAGCCCUCUUGGGCAUCAUCAACUCCUCCGCACGCGAAGCAAUGGCGGAAUACAAGAACACUGGUCAUGGAGUCCUGGUGCUCGAGGGCGCAUGCGACCAAUUGAACACAAUACUAGCUCCCUCUCAAUACACGGUAUUUAAUUUUGUUAAUGAUUACGAUUGUGCGUGCACAGACGUCGCUGUGCAAUCACGCAUUGCGGACGUCUUGGACAAAUACCCAGAAGGUCUUGGUGUGGAUGCGUUGGCUGACGCAGUGAACCUCGAUAAGAUUAAGACCGCACGCAUCUUGCGAGUUUUAGCCCUCAGGGGUUGCUUCAAAGAAGUUAAGCGAGACGUAUUCGCAAACACACGACUCUCCCUCAUACUCAAGUCAACAAACAACGUUUGGUGUCAUCUACAACAUCACCAACAAUUCCCCAAAUACGCUGCGGUUCUCUAUGAGACUAUGAUCGACCAAGAGUUUGCAAAAUCGGACAAGGAUGAGGCACGCGAUAUUAUCCUUGGGACAAUGUAUCCUCUGGUGGAUGUUGGAUCUGGAAUCGGAGCAAUGUCUAUUCCUCUGGCGAAAAUGUUCCCCCAUCUCAGAAUAACCAAUCAGGAUCUCCCAGAAACUAUAGUGCAGUCAAGAAAUUUAAGUCCAGACAUCAGGUCCACACCCAACGGGCAAGUUAUAUUAAUAUUUGAUCAGGCAUGGGAGAAGAAUGCUCCUGAGGCGCUGCUCGACGGGCGCGUAGAGUUCGUGCCAGUCAAUUUCUUGGAAGAGUCACCCGUUGUUGGAAAGGAUGUCUACUAUUUAAGGAACAUUGUUCACGACUGGCCAGACGAUGAGUCAAGGGUGAUCCUCCAUAAUAUUCGCAAAGUAAUGGAACCAAACAGCCAAGUGCUAAUUCAUGAAUGCGUGCUCUUGCGCACAUCCGAAGGGCCUGACGUAGGGGCUAACGGGUUUAGUAAGGAUCACAAGGCGCCCGAACCUACAUUGUUGAACUUCGGUAGUCACACAUCAUACCACCUUGACAUGACCAUGGCCAGUGUUGGUCUAGUGCUCACCCAAAUUUAUGAUCCUGUAGGGACGAUGGUCUUGGAGUUCAGAAUCGCUCAGGACUGAAGCCGAACACAAUCUAUGAUCUUCAAGUUCUGUUGUUGUACUUUUACCUUCCCCAAUUGAUCAUGCCAUGAUCUAACCAUUGAAGACGACAAUGACAAAGGAAACUUUGCUCUAAUAUAUCGAUCGCGAUCGAUCAAGACCAAGCCGGGCCUUACAGUUGAUACUUGAAGCUUCCCUAGUGGUUCCAUCAAAAGCUUCUGCCCCUGC
This is a messenger RNA of Suillus subalutaceus, 1341 nucleotides long. Its product is annotated as S-adenosyl-L-methionine-dependent methyltransferase. NCBI's taxonomy places the organism in Eukaryota, Fungi, Basidiomycota, Agaricomycetes, Boletales, Suillaceae. Gene Ontology annotation, molecular function: O-methyltransferase activity. The record is from RefSeq and is a predicted model, not a curated record. The transcript has 9 exons. Bases 1 to 1134 code for a protein of 377 amino acids.